UAAGUGUUGAGACCUUAUAUGUAAACUCAACACAAACUUCACUGAAUCUGGACUAGAAACAUUUUGAUUAAGAAAUGCACUCGUGCAAAUAAACUUAGUCAAAUUAGGCUGUCCUUAAGCACUUUGAACCAACUGAGUGAUGACAGCCAAGUCCUUAAUCGCUGACCUGCACUUGAAAUUUGCAGAGAAGACUUGGAGCGACACCUUUCAGCUUGUCCGUAGAUGCAUGGACAAAUCAAGAGAUGACUCCAAGCCUCGUGAGACACUGGUUCGUUGCAUGGAACGGCUCCACGAAGCUCUGCAUGUGUCCUCGGUGAAUGGCAUGAGGUCUCGUCUGGAACUGAUAGCUAAACAAAACGGCAUGGGCUUUCACUUUACCGAGGCCACGUGCUACUUGACAGCCGACCUGUUCUACCUGGAGGUGGUGCUGUUGCAGGGGGGAGGGGUGGAGGAUGUCAAGGUGGCCCCACAUGGAGAAGUCCCCAUGUCGAGUGAGUCCCUUCUUCAGCUGCUGAGAUUGAAAGACUUUGUGGCGUUCUCAGUGAAGUUGGCUGACCUCUCUGCCUUUUACAACUUCCCUGGAGAGAAUGAAACCAAAAUAAAACUGUUUACAUGUCUGCAGAACCUCGGGCAAGAUUUGCAGAAAAUAUCACAUUUGUCAAGUGCACUAAAGGAGUGUGACUGCCAAGAGGACAUGAUUCUCAACGGCAGGAUCGGGCGUCUAAUAGCCAGAAAAGAAGGUUUCCCGCUGACUGUACAGUUCUACAUCAGUCCCACUGAAGUUCUGGAAACCUCAGAUUCAAAUGCACUUGUAAUUAAAGAGAUUUCAGAUGUGGAGCCAGUUGUCCAGACAGCCCAGGUGAUUGUGGGUCUCAGUGAUGCGACACACCAGCUUCAGAUGGCCUCUUUGAUGCCACAACUUGAUCCCCAAGGUCAUCCCGUGUUUACUCCUUUGAGUGAGGUGCUGCAUGAGACUCUGCCUGCCUGCUUCCUGCUCAGACUACAGCCGGCCCUGCCGACGCUCUCCUCUUUUGUAAACAAGCUAAGCCAGGUUACAGAUGUAACUAUACCAGAUGCUGACCUGCAGUGGGCAGCCUUUCCCAAGCUUCUGAUGAGAAGUUCACUGAACACAAAGAGUCCUGGGGAAACUUUUGAUGAGCAGGAUACCAUUUUUAUGGUGCCUCUUCCUGGUGAAAUGAUGCACAGUUAUGUGUUCCCUGGAGCUGCAUGGGAGGCGCCUGCCCUAAAAGGGACUGUGGUGAAGAGCAUUCCCUUCACCCACCCUGCCCACGUCCCCGCCCUGUUGGAGCUGCUUCGUCAUCAGUGCACAAUCAACACCUUAUUAAGUAGCUGUGCCACCUCCCAAUGGGCAAGUCCAGUUCCUUCCCUGCACUUCGAAGUCCUUCCAGAGUCUGACACCAGCUUCUCUGUGACCUUCCUUCGACCUGACAUCGACUCCCUUGCUGUUUUGCUAGUGGAUGUUCCUGGCUCUCAUCAGGUUACAUGCAGCCUGUUUGGAAUUGACGAUCCCUCCAUGGAUGAAUACAUUUCCAGUGUGAUGAAGAGGUCUCUGUCACUUCCCGUCACCAUGAGGGCUUUAUAUGGCAAGCUGAGGGAGAUUUCCUCUCCUCUUCCUCCUGUGUGCCCAGCCACUACAGAGGCUGGAGACGACCGGCCAGCUCCCUCUCCUGUCCUCGUGUCCUCCAACAGCGAAAGCGCCACUGUUGCAGAGUCCAGCUGUGGUCCUGCGGCUCCCUCGACUCCAGUUUCACAGAGUGUACCAGGGCCAGAGGACAGCUCCACAGUGCCUGCUCCAGCCUGCUUUGUCAUGUCUGUGGCCACAUCUGAGCUUCUUCCUGAAAUAAAAACAAGUCCCCCUGUCAAACCUUAUCCAUUUACCACUGUGGGUGUGUUUUCACAUUGAAUUACCAAUAACUGCCCUCAUCCAGAGCUGAUCUAAAGUUCAUAAGUGCAUUACAUGUGAUAUCUUUAAGCAGUUAAGCCUUGAAGUUGUUGAUUUAGUAUUUUUAGAACUGAUUAAAUAUAUUGACCAAGCA
Messenger RNA from Myripristis murdjan (pinecone soldierfish), 2057 nucleotides. RefSeq names its product mediator complex subunit 1-like (gene med1l). Bases 140 to 1924 code for a protein of 594 amino acids. Gene Ontology annotation, cellular component: mediator complex. Gene Ontology annotation, molecular function: nuclear thyroid hormone receptor binding; nuclear retinoic acid receptor binding; transcription coregulator activity. Gene Ontology annotation, biological process: regulation of transcription by RNA polymerase II; cellular response to thyroid hormone stimulus. The record is from RefSeq and is a predicted model, not a curated record. Lineage: Eukaryota; Metazoa; Chordata; Actinopteri; Holocentriformes; Holocentridae. The transcript is spliced from 17 exons.